AUGUCGGGCGUUCAGGAUCGUGCAAAGCUGUUCGAAAGCGGCGCCUUCAACAAGGGCCCGGCCACAGUUCGCGCUGGCAGUAUUGGAGGUAUAGGAUCUUUAUAUCAAUUUGUUAGUCUCCUGUGUUUCAAGAUGAAGAUCAGGCUCUGCGAGUUCCUCUGUUUAAUGAAAUAUCCUGUCUUUGGUCUUCCUCGGUUCAUCAACAUAUUUGUUAGUGUGAUAGCGAUACUCGUUACUUCUCGUAAUUACGGGGUUUUUGAAGUUCCCAUGAUCAAAUCAAAUUUUGAAGUUCCUCGUCUCAUCAACAUCAACACUCGCAGGUAACGUCGGUGAGAACGUAGACUACUACGAGCAUUUAAAGAAGAAUGAGGAGAUCGAAAUCGAACACGGACCCAUGUGGAAGCGUCCGGGAGGUUUCUUUUAUGUUGAAGUUUUGUAAUUGUUGAUAACAAGUGUACACCAGGUCAACGCCUAAACCACUAAGCCAACUGCGCAGUUUACUCUUCUUGUGCUAAGUGGAACAGUUGCAGUACAUAGCGUUGAUCUUGUAAUGAUAUGAUUGGGUGGAGGAUGAAUCAAGAUUCUCAUAAUCCCAAAAAUCCACCUCCCAAUCCCAAAAAUCCACCUCCCAAUGCCAAUCCCAAUGGCAACAUCUCUAAUUCGCACGUCGUCUCUUCUUCGGUGAUUACGCGGAUACUCGCAGCAGCACCAACAGCCGAGGCAGUUACAUUGCGCGUGACUCCUUCGCUGAUACCGCUUUUAUGUUCGCCAUUCUCCUCUUCACUCUCGCUGGUGUAGCCUUCUUGAUGGGACCAGAAGCGGUGUCUGGGUACUAUUUGGACAUAGUUCGCUUGUCUUACUUAGAGUAGUUCCAUCGUUACCUCAAGGUGAGCAUGCUAUUAUAUUUCGACAUCAUUGAUACAUUCUAGUCGAGGAUGGAUAGUACCUCACUCGUCCUAUUUCGUAACACCCACAGACAUCAUUGAUACAUUCUAGUCGAUGGAUACCUUGUUACAUCGCAAAUGACAGGUACAUCGACAAGAUUCCGGUUGAGAUGCCUGCUAUGCCUGAGUUACCGACUGCACCCGCUGCUCCGAUGAUCACCAUGCCGUCGAUGCCAUCGAUCUCUAUGCCGUCCUUCGGUUUGCCGGUCCAUGGAGAUGCGCCGCAACAUGGUCGCGCUCUCGGCUAUGCCACGGAUUUCCUGUACUUCCCGGUCCCUUACGUCGCCAAGAUGAUGGCUAUGUAAGUGGAAGAAAAAGCAGUGUUGGAGAGAUACGCUGGAAGGUUCCUGUUGUCGCUAUGUAUAGAGAUACAACAUCAACCUAUCGUCGUUCAAAAUUUGUCUUUGCUGCACCAGUGGAAAUAAUUGGACUCGUUGGGUGCAGGAGUACGUGUUUGAAGAAUAUCAAUACCAUGUUAGGGACUUCUGCAGAGUUGUCCUCGACCAGAUUAAUUAGUGAAGCAAUAUAGAUGAUUUUGGUUGCUGUAGUUACUGUGACAUUUAUUUGUGUAGUUGACAUUGUAGUCGUAGUUGUUGUAGUUGUAGUUAAUAGAAGAUUAUCCUCAACAUCAUCCUUGUUCUUGGACAUAAGCUGAUGUGGUUGGCAUCAGACAUCAUCACAUGCGCAUAGACAGAGAAGAUGGUCAUCAUCGCAGUGUGCUACAACCAAGAAAAACUAUUCAUAAAUGAACAAUCACACUCUUCCUCUUCUUGUUCUUCCCUAUACUAAAGCCUGAUAAAUUCAAAGGUGGAUGAACAGGAAGAAAGCAACCGGAUAUUUUUAAUAUUUGAUAAUGCUGAGCGCGAAGAAUCUGAUUCUUGAACGGGAUGGAGAUUCAUCGUGAAAUUGAAAAAAUAAGGUAGUGUAAGUAUCGACAACUUGACGUACUAGAAGUUAAUGAUUCUUCUAUGUUUUUAUUGGAUAUGCGGAAAGGAGAAUGCAGAAAUAUUAGAUCGGCACAUAUAACAACUGAUUAUCAUAGAGGUAUUGGCUUUGGUAACAUCACUUCCGAGGUGGAUCACGUAAGUAGUUUUCUAACUUCAACAAGUGCUGUUGAAGAUGGAAGAUUACGAGAAGUGAUUGGCAAUAAGCAUUGAUGUUGAGAAAACUAGUAUCGGAUUAAUAAAAGAAUUGAUGAGAAAAUAGAGAACUACAAUUUAUUAUUCCAAGAACAAGAAAAUCUGAUUUCGAAAAUCAGGAAACAUGACGGAAAGGCAUAAAACCUUGGGUGAUCAUCUAGCGAACGCUGCACUCGAUGUGGAAUCCCAUGCUUCCUUUCUUGUGCUCUGUCUCUGUCCGUGUCGAGUCUCUGUGUUGCUUGUGCCUGCGCGUUUUCCUUGUUGAGGUGCCUAGCUUUGGCUUGAGUGAUAAGUAGAAAAUCUGCUUCUGUCCUGCAAAUUCUGACGAGGUAAGAGUCAACUUUCCAAAUGUAGGAGGGGCAGUCCAUGAGUUUUGUAAGUGGCUUAACUGUAUUAAGCAACUAUAACCAAAAAACUCCAUCUGGCAAUAAAUAAGUAACCUCUACUUCCCAUAUCAGGAUACUGCUAAGUCUUUUCCCCUUUUCUCAGAGGUGUGCUGCAAAUCUAAGUUGGCUCUGUCCUCUUUAUGAGGUUAGCUUAGGGUUUAGGUCCAGCGACGCGCAAAGCGCAUAAGUAAAGCAACCGGUUAGUUUUCCCUCCAUCUCGUAGAUGUAUCCCUUCAAGCAAAUUAUUCCACGAACGAUAUAAUAUUUGAUAGUAUGUUCAACAUCAGCAUCAGCAACAUCAUACUCAACAUAGAGAAGGAUCGACGAACAAGAGGUGCUAAUUCUGAUCAUGGAAAAAGACUACUUCUACAUUUUCAUUUGUGCCAGUGAUAAUGAAAAAGAUUAAUGACUCAACAAGAGUUUGGUUCUCAAAUAUGUUCCGAUCCACAGGGUUCACGUUCCUCAAGCUAUAGGAUCUUGGAAAAAUGCACUUUUGAUGAGAAGACUUAGUUUUUUUGCUAAAUUUGUGAUUUAUUCGUUCUUUUGUUAGUUGUUGAUUUCUGUUUUUAUCUAUCAUGUCGAUCAUCGGAAAAAUGUAAUGGUGGCCAUGUUCAUCACGACAAUUAUCCAUCGCAGAUUUGUGAAGCGUAUCGUUGAAGUUUGAAAAGUAGCCAUAUCACCUUUGACACAUUUUGGAUAUCGAUUUUAUUCUGUAAAAAUUAGCAGAAUCCCGUUCGUUGUUCUGCUAGCUAGUCCAUGAUCGUUUGUUUUAGGAUAAUUAGUAUCUAAGUAGCAGUCUGCACUGAACUUUUUUAUCGUCGUACCGUCCGCCGGUCUCGCGAUAAAUAACACACCACAAACAGCCAACCCACUAAUAAAAUAAACUUAAGGUAGUCUGCACUGAACUUUGUGCGAUACUGAAAAAAAAAUUCUGUUGAGAGUUUGAGUGACCUUCGACUGGUGUACGCCGCAUCUCAGUUAUGCAAAGGCUAUCAUCGUCUAAGGCUCGCGCGAGUGGUUCCCUUUGUCUGUCGAGUGUUGACUGCAUUUCUCAUUCGCUCAAAAUGUGUGAGCGUUCUUCUAUUACUGAGUGAGCUUAUUUUCGAGUAAUUGAAAGGGGGAGAGCGUCCCAUCGCUCUCCCUCACCGAUUUUUUUAUCUCCCGCCCGGUUGUGGCUAUCAGGCAUAAGGUAGCCCCUUUGGUCGGAGUCAG
This is a messenger RNA of Amoebophrya sp. A25, 3681 nucleotides long. The record is from the annotation of a GenBank genome assembly. Lineage: Eukaryota; Dinophyceae; Syndiniales; Amoebophryaceae.